Messenger RNA from Rhodamnia argentea, 1528 nucleotides. Its product is annotated as transcription termination factor MTEF1, chloroplastic. Gene Ontology annotation, biological process: regulation of DNA-templated transcription. Gene Ontology annotation, molecular function: double-stranded DNA binding. The record is from RefSeq and is a predicted model, not a curated record. Lineage: Eukaryota; Viridiplantae; Streptophyta; Magnoliopsida; Myrtales; Myrtaceae. Bases 358 to 1287 code for a protein of 309 amino acids. The transcript has 2 exons.
GUCUAGAGACUACAAGUUGAACAUUUACUAAUAGUCUAAAGACGAUAUUGAAAAAAUAAAAAGUCAAAAAAAUAAUACGGUACAUCGGAUCAAAUUUCGAAGGUCAUUUGCGUACAUUUUCUCAACGUGCUUUGGGGCCAAAAUUGAGUUAACAAACGACUUUAUCUUAAUUUUUUUUUCCCCCAAACGGUACAAACGACUAUAUAAUUUGAAGUUUUCACCACCCAAACAAUAAUCCGCACAAUCCAGCACCAGCCAAUAACUUUCUGCCUAAUCUCCACGUGUCACAUCCAAUAACCGGAGGGAGCAUCGUCUACCUCAACACCAAACCAGAGAAGCUCACAUUCGCCAUCAACCAUGAGAGCAUCACCACUCCACUCUCCCAUUCGCUGCUCUUCCACAAACCCAUCGCCGCCGCCGCCGCCGCCGCCAUCUUCCCUCUCAACCUCCACCACAACCCAAUUGGCCACAAAGCUCCCCAAGAGCCUCCUCCACAAACACCCACUCUACACCCCAACCCACCCCCACAUCUCCCUCCAGUUCAAGGAGAAGAUCCUCUGCCUCGAGAUCAUGGGCGUCGACGCGAGCCGGGCCCUCGCCCUCAACCCGUCCCUCCGUGGCGCCUCCCUCGACUCCAUCCACUCCGUUGUCUCCUUCCUCCAGUCCAAGGGCAUCCACCAGAAGGACCUGGCCCGGAUCUUCGGUAUGUGCCCCAAUCUCCUCACUGCGGACAUCGAAUCCGACCUUUGCCCCGUCCUCGGUUUCCUGUCCCGGGACCUCCGCGUCCCCGACCAUGACUUCCGGAGGCCCAUCAACAAGUGUCCGAGGCUGCUGGUGUCGAGCGUCCGAGACCAGCUCAGGCCUGCUCUGUUUUACCUCCAGAGGCUUGGCUUCCGGGACCUCCAUGCCCUGGCCUACCAGGACCCGAUCCUGCUGGUGUCCAGCGUGGAGAACACGCUGAUCCCGAAGCUCAAGCACCUGGAGAGCCUCGGGUUCUCGCGGGGCGAGGCGGUCGGGAUGGUCCGGAGGUGCCCUGCCCUGUUCACCUUCAGCAUCGAGAACAACUUCAAGCCGAAGUUCGACUACUUCUCUGUGGAGAUGGGGGGGAGGCUGGAGGAGCUGAGGGACUUCCCUCAGUACUUCGCCUUCAGCUUGGAGAAGAGGAUAAAGCCGAGGCACAUGGAAGUGGUCAAGAGUGGGGUUAGAUUGGCCUUGCCUGUGAUGCUCAAGAGCACCGAUGAGGAGUUCGGCGAGCUGAUAGGGCAGGGACUUGAUGGAGCUGGAUGAGGCUGUGGGUCCCUUCAUCUUCUUCUUUGUCUGUACAUUGCUUUCGUAUGGAUACCAGAAGAGAAAAAGUUCGUUCCACUAUUUAAUCUGCUUUCAAAAUCGAGAUUCGAACUCCUGAAUAAAUUUCGGAUACGUCUCAGAUUGGACCGACAAAAUCAUCCAAGAUAACGAAAGCAUUAGAAUGAGCAAUGCUAGGAAUUGUGAAGAAAAACGGUUCAAAAAUUAGUUAAAGUCCGUAUUU